ACAAACUCAUAUUUCUAUUUAUAGUUCCGGGAAAAACCAAGGGCUUUUACAGCAGCACAAAUUAUACGUCGAUUGAAGUUGAGGCCAUAGUCUCAAGUUCUGGACCACUCGUCAACCUCAACCAAGAAAGCAAAUCAAGUUGCAACCUGCAGGCGUAAUUAACGCGUCAUGGCUUCCAAACAAGGUGAGGUCUUGAACGACAUCUUCCUGCUGGGGUUUACCAAGACAAUUCAACCCAGUGACGGGCUUCUGCUGGGCACUGAGCUGGGAUUCCAAGAUUCCGACUUGAAACGUUUUGAGAAGGAUUAUCAGGGUGACUCCCACCGACAGAUUUACCAGAUGCUGAUUGCGUGGCGUAAACGAACGGCGGGGGACGGCCUGUCUAAAGUCAGGCAGCUGGGCGAGGCUCUGGCCAAUGACCGUGUCGGACUUGCUGAACUGAGGGAUAAAUUAUUCCUUGAAUACGGUAUAAGCGACUCCAAGCCUGACAAAAAAGACGCCGAAGGAAGCUCCCCGGAUACCUCUGGUGAGCCUGCGUUGGACGAACUCUACAUGGAUGCGUUGUCCAGGAAAAUUAAACCGAAGAACCGAUACCCACUGGGCCUGCAACUGCGAUUCAAGGGUGCUGAACUGGACACCUACAGUGAUGAUUACAGAGCAAACGUUCAGCUUCAGAUCUACCACAUGCUAGUGGACUGGCUCAAUAACGAAAAAGGGGACGUAAGAUCCAAAGUUAAAAAGCUAGCGGAUUGUCUUGGGAAUAAAAGCGUCGGUCGUAGUGACCUAAGCCAAGAAUUGCUGAAAGACUUUAAUAUCAAUGAUUAAUUUAUCUGUCUGAUUUUGAUAAAAGAACAAUUGUCAAGUCACAAAAGAGAUGUGACCAUUGUUGUUGCAAAAAUCAGUUCAUGUACAUGUAACUGUUAAACGUCCUUAAAACGUUCUUAAUUAAUGUUACCCAGCAGAUACGCAAACUGGUUCCCGGUGUACAGAGCCGGCUAUUGUGAGUGUAAAGCUGCCCGUUCGAGGCUCUCUUAGCCUAUGAUGGCAGCGUGCAAAGAGCGGAUUUGGAAGCAUUGUGAACUACUUAGCCAAGAACCUCCACUCAAACCUUGACAAUAUGCUCCUGAUAAUGGCUUCAUUUCAGUCUAGGGGCCCCGUUUACAGAGCACACGCCCACGAUAACAGAAAGCGGUGAUAUCGUACAACAUUUUACGUUUACACAGGAGCGGAAAAGUUUAUAAAGGAAUCUUCCACAAAUUCUUAGUUGGGUGUAAUGGAUGGAGACCGUUCAAUUUUAAACGUAGGGGAGCAAUGAUCGUUUGAAGUUUCCAUUUUGCUACCUUCCGGGGAACCGCGAAUGCUAUCAAAUUAAAAACAAAUUCCGUUGGUUGGCUAGUAAAUUAAGUUUUUUGAAAACAGAUGUCCCACCUUCAAAAUCCACAACAAUCUACCAAUAGAAAAUGUUAAAAGAUUGGGAUGUCCACGUUGGGUUGCAAAAUAAUGCAGAGGCGGAAACAAUUGGUUAAGCCGCAUAAUACCCUCGGUCGUUAUCCUCUCAGUUGCUCUUGUCUUUUUUCAAAGCAGCGACCAUGCAGCUUGUCCACUCGGUUUGAUAGAAACCACGUAGAAUUCCGUUACCGGGCACUAGUGUUAACAGGCCUUUAGUGGGCCGAAAAAGUUGUUUUGCGAUUCGAUUCGUGGAAUCUGUGAUAUAGGUGUGGGAAAGUCCACGUUUUUGAAAUUUAAACCGUCUGCUGUCGUGAACGUUGAGGUGCAUUCGUUGUUUAUUUUUUUAAUUAGGGUUUGUGGCUAGCUAAUGCUUGACGGUGUCUGAAUAUAAGCCUAAUGCAGCUCUUAACGCUCAGCGAAUGCAUUGUUGGUCUUGCUUGUUUUGGACGUUGAUGAUAGCUUUUUUGUCUGUCAGUUCUUUGGGAAGUGGAAUGGAUGUCACUCCUACUGGAUUAUAACGCGCCACGUUGAUGUAAAACACGACGACUUUGUCAAAUACUCAUCCAGAGCCUCGUUAUUCGUGUGCUUCGACGUCUUCAAAAUGUUUUGCUAUUUGGUCCUUCCACCCGUUUUUGACCUCACGUUCAGAAAUCACCGUGUUGUUUUUACUUGUAAACGUGAAAACGCUGACCUUGCUUUCAACUCCGGGUUUUUGUUAUUUGCACUGGACUUUAAUAACAGUUUGUAAUUUGUAAGAGGCUAUCUCUUGAAACUCGGCCAACGCUUUAUUUUCGAUGUACUUGUUGUAAAAAUCGAAAAAGUGUACCAGGUCGUCGGCAAAGAAACCAGGCUUCACUUCCCAGUUUCUGUAGUUACCUUGAAAGCGUCUGAUGUUUCGGAUUUCUACCUCUUCAAUCGCUUUCGGUUGAGUGUCGGCUUAAAUGGUGGUAAUGAGGUCUUUUGGCAGUACGUUACCCUUUGCACCCGUAGCUGUAAAGGGUAUGUCAUUGUCCCGCACCACCUGUAAAAGCUGACGAUAUGAUUGUCGUGCGAGAUUUUUAAACGACUGUUGACUCGCGCGCUUUACUCGCUCGUAUUAAUUCACGCUUCGUGUGUUGUUUGCAUUUAGCUGGUGGAGGUAAUGGAAUGUUAUGUUGUUUGACAAAGUUGGAUAAAAAAUAUUUUUUAAUUCUAUUAAAGCCCAAUAACACAGGGCGACGUUGUGAUUUUGUUUGAGCUUCUCUAUUCAUGUUCUCAUUUAUUUAUAGGGACUCAAAAUUUAUUUCACUUUUCUUGAAGCCCGGAGUCAGGGAGAGUGAGACCGGCUUUUUUCAUUUUCAAAAAGAAACUAGGAAAGCUGAGGUUUUGCUUGAGAAGGAGAUAAAUAUUUUGUCUGAUAACGUUUCUGAGGGUGAUCUUGAUUCAGUUGAUCUUUUAAAUGUUAAGCAAGCAGACUUUGUUGACUUUCGCAAAACUUAAAGGGAAGAUGUUUUAAAAAGAUCCAAAUCCCGAUGGAUGUAGUAUGGUGAAAAAUCUUCAAAGUAUUUUUAAAAUUUAGAAAAGCAGAAUUUGUGAAUAAAUCUAUUAACUGCAUUAUUAAUGAUGCCAACUGUAGAAUUACUAGUUCCAAAGACAUCCUGCAAGAGGCUAAGAGCUUUUAUCAAAAACUUUACUCUACUCAGAUUAUUGACAGUAACGUUGAUCUCAAGUCACUUUUCGCAGCGACUGGUAAAAGUAUUCUUUCCGAUUGUGUACGAGAUAGCAUUGAAGGCCCUUUAUCUCAUGACGAACUUAUUCAUGUAUUAAAAAAGCAAAGAAUGGCAAGUCUCUGGGUAAUUUUAUAAUUAUUUCGCUUCAGACUUGUCGUGGUACUUACUACGCUCAUUAAACAGGGGUAAUGUCUCUGGUCAACUCUCUGUUACUCAGAGAUACGGUAUAAUCACUCUUUUGCCGAAAGGGGACAAGCCCUCGACAAUAUUUGAAAAAUUGGCGGCCCAUUUCUCAUCUAAACACCUCGUACAAAAUUGCCUCUUCCUGCAUUGCAGAGAGACUUAAAUGUUGUCUUAAGUGUAUUGUUCAUGAAAGAUAGAAGGGUUUUAUGGCACAUCGUUUUAUUGGGGAAAAUAUUCAAUUAAUGUACGACUUGUUGAAUGUCACUGAAUCUAAUAAUAUUCCUGGUCUAUUUCUGUCUAUUGAUUUUUUAAAAGCAUUCGAUUCCACAUCACAUAAUUUCAUUUUUUAAGUUCUAGACGUAUUCAAUUUUGGCCCUUCUGUUGAAAAGUGGAUUAAGGUACUUUAUAACCAAACCUCCUCUUUAGUUCUAGUGAACGGGUUCCUUUCUCAGUCGUUUAAAAUUGGGAGAGGUUGUAGACAGGGGGAGGGCUUAAGUCCGUAUCUGUUCCUUUUGUGUGCAGAGAUUUUUAUCAAUGAUGGUAUGCACUGACAGAGAUCUUCAAGGCAUUUAUGUUGAGGGAAUUAUCCCAUCAUGCUGACGACACGGUUUUGUUCUUGAAUGGCUCAGCGAAGUCAAUGCAGGCUACUUUCAGAAUUCUUGACCAAUUUGCUGGUAUGUCUGGUUUAAAGGUUACCAUUGAGAAGACAAAUGCCAUUUGGAUUGGGUCAAUGAAAGAAAUUGAGGAAAAGCGUUGUGAAGAGACCAGCGUCAACUGGGUCGCGGCUAAGCAACCUUUUAGAAUUCUUGGUAUUGACUUCUCCACUGGUCUUAACUCUAUGAUUCGCUGAAUUACAAUAGGAUUAUCCCGUCCUUACGUGGCCCAAUGUUUAAUUGGUCAAAGAGAUAUUUAACAGUUUUGGGCAAAAUUGCUGUAGUUAAAUCAUUGCUUAUGUCAAACUUAUCUACCUUGUGUUAACCAUUCCUGAUCCUCCCUUUGAUAUGAUUAAGGAAAUAAAUAGUCUGUUUUUUCUUUUUUUUUUUGUCUUUUUUAUUUGGAAAGUACACGACCAAGUGGCCAGAAACCAAAUUAUCCAAGAUUAUGGUCGGGGUGAGUUGCGAAUGGUUGAGGUUCGGACUUAUUUAGAAGCUCUGAAAGUUACCUGGUUACGUAGACUCCUUAAAGCUCAGCCCUCAGGUUGGUCUACUUUGUGCAACUGGAUUUUUGAUAUCUCCCGAUUGUCCUUAUUGGAAGGUGGUUCAAUUAAAUCGAUUGGUGCCUGGAGAGUUCGUAAUGCCUCCUUGUUCGAUGUGUUUUACAGCAUGGUCUAACUUUACUCGGGCCCAUUUGCCUACAAGAAAGCGGAGGUAUUGAGGAGUUCUCUUUGGUUCAAUGAUAAAAUUAAGAUUAAUGGCAGAUGUAUUUUUUUAUAAACAUUGGUCGAGUAAAGGUGUUAAGUUUAUUGGUGAUUUAAUAAAUGAGAAUUGCGCUUUUCCUUCUCUAGAUGAGUUCUAGAAUGUAUUUGAUGUCAACACCAACUUUUUACAGUAUGGUGGAGUGUUGAGAACAAUUAAGUUGUCCUUUAGAGAAAUCAUGUCGGAAAUUUCAGUUAGUUACUUCCAAUUUUUGCCGUUCAACUUUGAAGUGCUUUUAAAGGACCAAUAAGGAUCAAAGGGGAUCUAUAAUGUUUUAGUGUCUUCUAAACAUAUGCAAAGAAAAUUCAUAGAUAAGUGGAAUGUUAAACUGAAUAUAGAUUUUGAUAUUUCAAAAUGGUCUUUAAUUUUCAAUAUUCCAUAUUCUUGUACAGUUGACACGAAACUACGUUGGUUCCUAUUUAGAUAAAUACACCCGAUCCUGGGAGCUAAUUUAUUUUUGUAUAAGAUUGGUAAGGCAGACACCGAUCUUUGUACAUUCUGUAACGUGGAAGAGGAGACACUUAUCCAUCUUUUUUGCUCGUGUCCCUACACUAUCUCUUUCUGGUCCUCGGUAUUUCUUUGGAUUAAAGAGAAGACCAAUCCGUCUAGA
This is a messenger RNA of Acanthaster planci (crown-of-thorns starfish), 5366 nucleotides long. RefSeq lists its product as uncharacterized. The record is from RefSeq and is a predicted model, not a curated record. Gene Ontology annotation, biological process: signal transduction. NCBI's taxonomy places the organism in Eukaryota, Metazoa, Echinodermata, Asteroidea, Valvatida, Acanthasteridae. Gene Ontology annotation, molecular function: protein binding.